AUGAAAUUGAUUCUUAUUAUCGGUUAUAUUCUGUGCAUUUCAUGUUCCAAAACUCUUGAUUUUAAAGUGAUCCUCUCCCAAAUAGACCAACAUCACUUAGGCUAAACCUUUUUAAAUGCUCUGCAAAUAGGCCUAGCAAGUAGAUCACCACCUAUUCAUCAGAUUCAGAGCUAUCUCAAUAACUUUAGAUUCAUGCUUGAAUAAGAAUAGAAAGAGGCAGAUAAUUUUAUAUUGGAAACACAGACAAAAUGUUAGAGAUUAUUACAUGAUUUCUCAUCCAAUUAUCCAUAUCAUAAUAGUUAACUGAUAGCAAAUCAAAAGAUUGUGCAGAUAUAAAUCUAGUUUUUGAGAUAUCAAUACACACUUGGUUUCAUUUAAGGAAAACACAGAGAAUCUGCAAAGAGCAUUAAAUAAAAUAGCUGA
This is a messenger RNA of Paramecium tetraurelia, 423 nucleotides long. RefSeq lists its product as uncharacterized. The record is from RefSeq and is a predicted model, not a curated record. The transcript is spliced from 2 exons. Lineage: Eukaryota; Ciliophora; Oligohymenophorea; Peniculida; Parameciidae.